AUGCAUUUCUGUGCUUUAGGCAAAGGGCAUGUUUCCAGUGUCCAUCCAAUUACAACUGCUAAGGUGCCUAUUCUGAAAGUUGUUGAUUGUGGGACUGGAAUUGAAUGUGAUAUAUCAGUUGAGAACAGAGAUGGAAUUUUGAAAUCCCAUAUUGUCCGCAUGAUUUCUUCAAUUGAUGAAAGGUUUCAGAAGUUAAGUUUUUUGACGAGAGGCAAUAUUGAGAAACCAAAAGUUCUUGAGGAUUCAAAGAUGUUGCUGUUUGGUGCGAUAGUAAGAGGGUUUAUUAAGGUGCAGUGGGAAUUUGUUUCUGAAUCUCUGACCAUACCUCGAGAAUUCCGGCAUAAUUCAGAUCAACACUUUUUGUCGGGUGUUACAAAAAGUGCUUUAUCGCCGGAGAACCUUCUAGUCGGUCCUAGCCCUACCACCCACAAAGUUGCCAAAACCGUGCAACUCAAGACGACGAAGUGUCUGGAUAAUGUAAUAGCAAAUUAUCCAUUAUUUCCUCACCAUGUUUGCAAUGAAUAUGCCAUUGGGAUUGAUCGCAUGACUCGAGAUCCUCCUAUAUUGCCUCCAUUUUCUGCCAUAUUAAAAGAUGGUGAUAUUACUUUGUUGGUUUGA
Molecule: messenger RNA, 618 nt
Organism: Ilex paraguariensis (yerba mate)
Lineage: Eukaryota; Viridiplantae; Streptophyta; Magnoliopsida; Aquifoliales; Aquifoliaceae
Source: the annotation of a GenBank genome assembly